Molecule: messenger RNA, 1509 nt
Organism: Fonsecaea erecta
Lineage: Eukaryota; Fungi; Ascomycota; Eurotiomycetes; Chaetothyriales; Herpotrichiellaceae
Exons: 5
Coding region: 1-1509 (502 amino acids)
Molecular function (GO): FAD binding
Source: RefSeq, a predicted model, not a curated record
AUGGCAGGGAGGGAAUUCGGUCGGAUCAGUUCAUGGGGCAGUGGUCCCAAGCGAGGGGGCGAUUUCGAAUUGCACAGUCCUUGCACGCAUCUGGAGUUCCCUCAGACCCUCGCAGAGCCAAUACUUCUCAGAUACGCCACUCAACACGGUUUCCCGUGUCGGUUUGGCACUCGACUGACUCGAUUUGAUACUUCGGCACCAGACUCGGUCCUUGCUGAAGUCGAAGAUCGGAUCUACGGCACAACACAGAAAAUCAGAUGCAAGUAUCUUUAUGGCGCCGAUGGUGCCAAAAGCAUCGUCGUCCAACUGCUUGGAUUACCAAUGUCCAUCAAACCGAGCCAAGGGAUCGCCCUGAAUGUUUUGCUUCGAGCUGAUCUAUCGGACAUCAUGAAAUCGCGAGUUGGGAAUCUACACUAUGUCAUCCAGCCUGACGUCGAGCAGCCUGACUUUGCCGGGUGGUCAAUCGUGAGAAUGGUCAAGCCGUGGUAUGAAUGGCUGGUGAUCAUGAUGUACAAGCCAACUUGUGCGGCAGAUUUCAUGCCAGAGAAAAAGCAGGUCGAGGACCAAGUCAAAUCCGUGAUAGGUGAUGCGUCGAUACCCGUCGACAUCCUCAGAAUAGACAAGUGGAUUAUCAACGAGACUGUGGCGGAAUGCUAUAGCAAAGGACAGGUAUUUUGCCUUGGGGACGCAGUGCAUCGGCAUCCUCCAAUGAAUGGACUUGGAUCAAACACCUGCAUCCAAGAUGCUGCCAACCUGGCGUGGAAGAUUGCUCUGGUCGAAAAGGGAGUCGCGGGACGAUCCCUGCUGGAUAGUUACACCGUCGAGCGCGCACCAGUAGGAGCUGGUGUGGUUGCCCGGGCGAAUUCUUCUCUGAGGGAACAUAUACCUAUCUUUGAAUCCCUUGGGUUUCUCAAUCCUUCUUUGCAAGAACGGAAGCAACAAUUGGCCAUUCUGGAUGAGGUAUCCGAACGUGGCCGAAGUCGCCGCCAGCAACUUAUCAACUCGAUUGAUUACACGUGUCACGAGUUCCUGGCACAAGGAUCCGACAUGGGACAGCGAUAUGAAUCGUCUGCCAUCUUCCUUGACGGCGCAGGAGAGCCUCCAAAGCCACCUUCAGAUCCGGUCUUAUAUUACGAGCCACAUACAUACCCUGGAGUGAGACUGCCACAUGCCUGGCUGAACACGAGCAUUCCUCAAAAGCCAGUGUCCACAUUAGAUCUGAGCGGCAAAGGCCGAUUCACCCUCUUUAUUGGUCACGGAGGAGACAUGUGGAGGGACGCUGCCGCCAAAGUUAAAGAAAGCCUGGCUGUGGACGUGGCAGUAUUUGCAGUUGGCUUUGGUUUGGAAUAUGAAGCCGUCUACAACGACUGGUAUCAUCGCCGCGAAGUCAACGAAGACGGCUGUGUCUUGGUGCGUCCCGACAAUUUUGUGGCGUGGAGAAGCAUGAGUAUGGUUGAGGACUGUACCACGACGUUGCUCGGUGUGAUGAGGAAGAUUUUGUGCCUUUGA